Messenger RNA from Durusdinium trenchii, 899 nucleotides. Lineage: Eukaryota; Dinophyceae; Suessiales; Symbiodiniaceae. The record is from the annotation of a GenBank genome assembly.
AUGGGCAAGGGAAUUUCUCUUCAGGUGGGCGGCGAGCCUCAAUUUUGCUGUUUUGAACUGUGCGGCGUCUUGGCAGAUGAGUCGGCGCUGAAGCAGGCCUUUGAGUGCAAGGGGGCAUCGGGGCGUAUGCUCUGUAUGAUGUGCCAGACCACUUGCCACAAACGGCUGGCUCCAUCUCCCUUGCCUCCAAGGUAUGUGCUGCAUACGGAACACAACAGUGACAAUUUCACGCUGUCGACCGACCAGAGCGUCUGGGCUAUCGUUGACCACUUGCAGCAUCAAGCAGCUUUGCCCGGACUCAGCAAGAAGAAAUUCGCCGAUGAAGAGGCGCGGCUAGGAUGGAAUUAUUGCCCAGAUGGGGCGCUGCUGGACAUUCCUCUAAGAGAACACCUCAGGCCAGUCUCAGUGGCUUGUUAUGACAGUAUGCACGUGUACCUAGUGGCAGGAAUAUGGCACAGAGAAACAGGCCUUCUCAUGAAUUGCCUGCAGAGCAACGGAUUCAGGCAAGUUGCUUUACAUGAGUUCUCUACAGCUUUCGUUUGGCCUAAAAUUCACGGGGGCAAAUCCUGCUCUGCAAGGGUGGUGUUCCAAAAGCAAAAAGGAACGGAUUCAGAGUUUAAAUGCAGCAGCUCGGAUGCUCUGGCAAUUUACCCAGUACUCCGGUCAUACUUACAAAACAUGAUCCGAGACCCCCCUCAUGAAUUGCAGCUGGCCAUCAACAGCUACUAUCUCUGUUGCGACGUCCUGGAUGCCUUGAAGCCUGCAGUUGUGGGGGCCAUCACUCCAGCAGCAUGUCACGGUGACCAACACGUGCUUCCGAAGCACCACCUGGCAAUGCAUUUGGCUAUGCAGCUUCAACGACGUGGAGGAAAUGGCCGAGGAUGCUUUCAAGCCUGCAG